Scomber japonicus (chub mackerel) is the source of this 1099-nucleotide messenger RNA. RefSeq names its product myc box-dependent-interacting protein 1-like. Gene Ontology annotation, cellular component: cytoplasm; synaptic vesicle; plasma membrane. The coding region runs from base 1 to 891 and encodes 296 amino acids. The record is from RefSeq and is a predicted model, not a curated record. Gene Ontology annotation, molecular function: tau protein binding; phospholipid binding. Lineage: Eukaryota; Metazoa; Chordata; Actinopteri; Scombriformes; Scombridae. The transcript has 12 exons.
AUGUGUGCUCGUAUAGCGAAGCGUGAGAGGAAGAUGGUCGACUUCGACAGCGCUCGGCAUCACUUCGCCUCCUUACAGAAAGGAAAGAAGAAGGACGAGGCCAAGAUCGCCAAGGCGGAGGAGGAGCUUGGUCGAGCUCAGAAGAUUUUCGAGGAGCUGAACGUGGAGUUACAAGACGAGCUUCCAUCACUGUGGGACAGUCGUGUUGGCGUCUAUGUUAACACAUUCCAGGGCAUGGCAGGUCAUCAGGAGAAGUUCCACAGAGAAAUGAGCAAGCUCAGCCAAAACCUGAACGACAUCAUGACCAAACUGGAAGAGCAGCGGCAGAUCAAAAAAGGUGGUACUGCAGCAGCCACGACAGGAGGCGCUGCUAAGAGCGAGGAAACCAACCACAGCGAGUCGGCCAGCUCACCACCAAAGAAAGCCGGGCCUCCACCCAGCCGGCCUCCGCCCAGACUGACGCCGUCCCCGGACCUGCGGCAGCAGCAGCAAGUCCUGGACGAGGCUUCGGCGCCUGACAGUAACACAAACUCCUCUGCCACAACGCCACAGCAGUGUGAGCCCUGGUCAGGGGUGAGCCUGCUGGAUUGGGAUCUGGAGGUAUUCCAGCCCGUCACUUUUCCAGUUCCCGAGAGCGCGGUGACCAAUGGCUCCGAUGGCGAAGUCCCUCCAGGAUUCAUCUACAAGGUAAAAGCAGUACAUGAUUAUGCUGCCACUGACGGUGAUGAGCUAGAGCUGAAGAUGGGAGAUAUUUUGCUGGUUGUGGCCUUUGAUAACCCAGAUGAACAGGAUGAUGGCUGGCUCAUGGGUGUGAAUGAGACUCACUGGUUGCAGCAUAAAGAUAUUUCAGCCAAAGGCGUUUUCCCCGAGAACUUUACCCAGAAGGUUUGAGGUUAAUGCCACGUUAAGAUUCUUCCCCUUUUCCUCUGCCCCAAACUCUUCAGAUAUCCUAUUUGGGGAAGACACAGUUGAAUGAUCGCUAAAUGUCUAUCUAUACAUCAAAAUGAUCAGAAAUGAGCACUGAAAUACUAAAACUGCUACGACUAUAAUAUCAAAUGUAUGUGCAGUUGAAAACAGACUCUUAAGUGAUCUCAUUAAC